Molecule: messenger RNA, 769 nt
Organism: Lonchura striata (white-rumped munia)
Lineage: Eukaryota; Metazoa; Chordata; Aves; Passeriformes; Estrildidae
Source: RefSeq, a predicted model, not a curated record
AUGCCUGUGGUGAGCAGGCAGCCAGGGCUGAAGGAGGGAGAGAUAAGAGGGUCCUGUGUCCUGGCCUGGCCUGUUAAGGGGCUCGCAGGGCUCUCCUUGGAGACCACACCUCACUGCAGAGUGACCACAGCAUGGGGACCCCCGGGGGGACCCCCGCCCGUCCCAGCCAAUGGCCCCCGCUGGGCAGGGCUGGCCCAGGGGAUAAAAGCCGGCCCAGGCUCGGGCUCAGCUCAGCCCCGUGCCCUCCUGCAGCCCAGCAGAGCCGCCACCAUGGUGCACUGGUCAGCCGAGGAGAAGCAGCUCAUCGCCAGCGUCUGGGGCAGGGUCAGCGUGGAGGAGUGCGGCGCCGAGGCCCUGGCCAGGCUGCUGAUCGUCUACCCCUGGACCCAGAGGUUCUUCUCGGACUUCGGGAACCUGUCCAGCCCCACGGCCAUCGUCGGCAACCCCAAGGUGCGCGCCCACGGCAAGAAGGUGCUCACCUCCUUCGGGGAAGCCAUCAAGAACCUGGACAACCUCAAGGGCACCUACUCCAAGCUGUCCGAGCUGCACUGCGACAAGCUGCACGUGGACCCCGAGAACUUCAGGCUCCUGGGUGACAUCCUGGUCGUCGUCCUGGCCGCCCACUUCACCAAGGACUUCACCCCUGCCUGCCAGGCCACGUGGCAGAAGCUGGUCGGGGUGGUGGCCCACGCCCUGGCCCGCAAGUACCACUGAGGCUUUGAGAGGCACCUGUGUCUGUAACGGGCAAUAAAAACCACCUUUUCUGGGA